Molecule: messenger RNA, 3257 nt
Organism: Ciona intestinalis (vase tunicate)
Lineage: Eukaryota; Metazoa; Chordata; Ascidiacea; Phlebobranchia; Cionidae
Product: MAP/microtubule affinity-regulating kinase 3
Biological process (GO): intracellular signal transduction; microtubule cytoskeleton organization; protein phosphorylation
Cellular component (GO): cytoplasm
Molecular function (GO): ATP binding; tau-protein kinase activity
Source: RefSeq, a predicted model, not a curated record
UUUUCAUAGAUAAUUAGGAUUUUGUAAUAUUUGCAUGAUACAGUUUACGUUAACUGCUAUCUUUGUAAAUUUUGUCUGUCAUCGGGUAUAAAAAGGUACUGCUGGUGUAUUAACCCAUUUCCAUUCCACCCUUUUGAACAAUGAGCCACUAACUUGUGGAAUUGGAAUGUCGAGAUCAGCUACAGAAGACAGAGGAGGAAGUGGUGAUGGUUUACGGUCGCACCGCAACCCAUCUAAUCACAUGCAACGAUCUAGAAUGGCUACAGGAGAUGAUCAACCCCAUAUAGGCCAGUAUAGGAUUCUUAAAACCAUUGGCAAAGGCAACUUUGCUAAAGUAAAACUCGCAAGACACGUUUUAACUGGACGGGAGGUUGCUAUAAAGAUAAUCGACAAAAAGCAAUUGAAUACAAGCAGCUUACAAAAGCUUUUCCGUGAAGUGAGAAUCAUGAAGCAUUUAGACCACCCCAACAUUGUGAAACUGUAUGAGGUGAUAGAAAACAGCAAGCAACUGCUUCUUGUUAUGGAAUAUGCCAAUGGAGGUGAAGUGUUUGAUUACCUUGUGGCUCAUGGCAGAAUGAAAGAAAAGGAAGCAAGAGCCAAAUUUCGCCAGAUCGUAUCUUCAGUCCAGUAUCUGCACAGCAAGAAUAUCGUCCAUAGAGACUUGAAGGCUGAGAAUCUUCUGUUGGAUGCUGACAUGAACAUAAAAAUUGCAGAUUUCGGUUUCAGCAAUGAAUUCACACCCGGACAUAAACUUGACACUUUCUGUGGCAGUCCCCCAUAUGCUGCACCAGAGUUAUUUCAGGGUAAGAAAUACGAUGGACCAGAGGUUGAUGUGUGGUCACUUGGUGUAAUUCUCUACACAUUAGUCAGCGGCUCUUUACCAUUUGAUGGCCAGAAUUUAAAAGAACUGCGUGAACGUGUUCUUCGGGGCAAAUACAGAAUUCCUUUUUAUAUGUCCACUGAUUGUGAGCACUUACUGAGAAAGUUUCUUGUUCUCAACCCCACCAAACGUGGAACACUGACUUCCGUAAUGCAAGAUAAAUGGAUGAACAUCGGCCAUGAAGAUGAACCACUUAAACCUUAUGUGGAUGCUCCAUUCCAAGAGAAUGAUGAAGGCAGAUUACAGUCAAUGAUAGACAUGGGUUAUAACAAGGAAGAAGUAGAAAACUCAAUCAGAACCCGUGCGUAUGACGAUUCCUUUGCAACUUACUUACUCCUUGGCACUAAGCCUUCAGAGCUUUCUGAUCCAUCAGCAUCUCGAUCAAGCAGUGCUUUAUCGCUUAAACAAGUCGGCCAACCAUCGCCGUCCAAUCAGCAGACUCGAAAAGUUCACAGGAGUGUCUCAGCCAAUCAGAAGCCAAGAAGGGUCAGCACAGAAAAUUCAAAGACAAACAAUGUUGUAAAAGGAGUUGCACGUUCCACUUCUGCUCACCAACAUAAUCUUAGAAAUGGUGAAUCUCCACGUACAGCUAUUGCGGCUAUAUCAGAGGACACAACUCCAGGAGCCAAACAAGCACUUCUAGCCUCCACGGCAGCCAACCCAAACAAAGCAGAAAUCCCGAGUAACCAGAGACCCGAGACAGCCAAGACAUGGAAAAAUAACGACAUGACUCGUAGAAACACAUAUGUUUGCACUGAUAGAAAAGGAGAUAAAGCAGCUCGUACAUUACCACCAGAAACAAGUCCGCAAGAAGAGACAUCAGUUAGGCCACGUCACCACAAAACACAGUCUUCCACUGCAGUUCCCCCAAUUCCCACUGUGGUUAACAGUGAGGAACCUGAACAUAGGCCCACCAGUGCAUCACCUGGGAAGCAAUCCUCACCUGUGAUCCGAACGACUAGCAUCGCUCCAGGAGCCCGUUCGUCAAUCCACGCUCGUCAUAGCCAGACAUCGGCGACACCGUUCCCACGGAAUGCACGAGAGCGCCGGACCUACCACGGACCCCAGACACAAGAGCGCACCCGGCGCACUGCGACCUACAACGGCCCGCCACCACCCACCUCUCCCUCUGUGAGUGAGUGCAUGCCAGGUGCCAUGGCUUCAGGCCGCGACUCCAACACCACAUCCAGAGGUGGGCCAUCUGGGUCACGGGAAGGUGCCAGUGGAUUUUUGAGCAAGCUGUCAUCCAAAUUCAACAGAAGGAGGUCAUUGAGGUUUUCACGGCGGUAUGAUCGCGAACGCACCAGCAGAGGCGUCCCCGAAGCCGAGAAAGAUUCAAAACCUCGAUCUCUUCGUUUUACUUGGUCAAUGAAAACAACAUCAGCCAUGGAACCGAAAGAAAUGAUGAAGGAAAUUAGAAAGGUUCUGGAUGCAAACAGUUGCGAUUAUGAACAGAGAGAAAAAUAUCUUUUAUUCUGUGUAAAUGGACAUGGUCACGCUGAUAACCUCGUACAAUGGGAAAUGGAAGUUUGCAAGUUGCCUCGUCUUUCACUUAAUGGUGUCCGCUUCAAGAGAAUAUCGGGCACAAGCAUAGCUUUCAAAAACAUUGCCUCAAAAAUUGCAAAUGAGUUGAAACUUUGAACCAAAUUCUCUACCAAGCGUCUAACUCAGCAAUCUGCUGCAACUAGUAAAAGAAUUAAAACUCACGUAUACCGGUUUCGCUUCUAGUAGCGAAAGUCGACUGUAGAAACCAUUUUAAUGGCACUCGCUUCAGUACUGUUUGUCCAUUUUGUUCAGUUUUUUAAACAUGCCUUUUUGAUGGACCAGCAACUUUUUCAUUUCGUAUUAUCAAGUGACUUUUGUUGCAAUGAGGUUGAGUCGACUAUCCCUGACCAGCACACUUAAGCUGCAAGAGAUGUUUCCUUGAUUGUGUUCGAUUCCUCUCUAGCUAUGUAGUGCAAGCAAAUCUAUUAUUCUUAAUAUUUUUUUCCUAAUGCGAAUGGCAGCGGUGUAACGCUGCGUAUUUAGAAUCCGCUUAGACAAAUUUUGCCCCACCUUUGUACACUCUGGUAUAUGACGAGAGGCGUCAUAUCAAAAAGCGAUCAUUGCUGUCCUGAACCCUAUUCUCUUGCUGCAUAAUGAUUUUGCCAACGUUUGUAGUAUUCGCCUCUCUCCUUUUCCCUGUGAGAGAAUCGCCGCUCUCUAUUUCCCCCAUAUUGGAAUCCACAGCCUGGUGUCAUUCGGCGAUCGAAGCUUGAACAUCUAACGUCACACGUUAAUGAUGACGUCAUUGUAACCAAGCUUUUUAGGGUUGUACAAACUCGGUGCAAGUGUGGUACAUGUUGUUCAGUAAUAAAUGUUAUCACACUUCAAAAAA